This is a messenger RNA of Pisolithus orientalis, 330 nucleotides long. RefSeq lists its product as uncharacterized. The transcript is spliced from 3 exons. The record is from RefSeq and is a predicted model, not a curated record. Bases 1 to 330 code for a protein of 109 amino acids. NCBI's taxonomy places the organism in Eukaryota, Fungi, Basidiomycota, Agaricomycetes, Boletales, Pisolithaceae.
AUGUCGUCUGUCGAUGUGGAACCUUCUGCCAUAGGCCAUAAUACCCAACCUGAACAGCUGACAUCUGACCGGUCCUCGUCCGACGAGCUAAGGGACAAGGGCUUUCCGCCACAGAGGCACGCGGGAGCAGUCGGCCUCGGGCCCGAGUAUGCCAUAACUACGGGUUUCUCAGACAAACUGCAAGGGCUCAAAGAAGAGAUGAAGGGGAAAAUUCUAGGAAAGCCGGAGCUCGUUGAACACGGCCGAGAGCGCAGGACAGGGGAAUUGAAGAGAAAGGAGAGAGAGCGAGCAGAUACACAGGAUCCGUUUGCAAAUCAAGGCGGUGGCUAG